Messenger RNA from Cornus florida, 2612 nucleotides. Its product is annotated as calmodulin-binding protein 60 A-like. Gene Ontology annotation, biological process: regulation of salicylic acid biosynthetic process. Gene Ontology annotation, cellular component: nucleus. The transcript is spliced from 7 exons. NCBI's taxonomy places the organism in Eukaryota, Viridiplantae, Streptophyta, Magnoliopsida, Cornales, Cornaceae. The record is from RefSeq and is a predicted model, not a curated record. The coding region runs from base 273 to 2216 and encodes 647 amino acids. Gene Ontology annotation, molecular function: DNA-binding transcription factor activity; calmodulin binding; sequence-specific DNA binding.
ACCUACCUGCCAAUGUCUCAGCAGUAAAUAUUUCAGUGACUAUUCAUCAAUUCAUGGUAAAAACAAAUACGGAUUAUAAAAAAAUUUGUAGACGCCAACACAACUAGUGUAGUGGUGUGGUGGCCAACAUUCUUCCGUCUUUGCUCCAAAACUAUAUAUAUAUAUAUAUAUAUAUAUAAGCAAUGGACAGUAAAGUGUCGUUAUAAUUGAUUUUAAAUAUAGACAUAAUUGUAUACAAUUUCUUUGUCUCUUCAUCAUCAUUGAACUCGAAAAUGAUACUGAAUCAACAACUGGAAGAUGAACCAACACCAAUUUCUCCUUUGUUGAAGAAUCAACUGGAGGUGAUUAUGAACCAAAUGGUCCACGAAAUGAUAGAGCCAAUUAUGAUCCAAAAGCCCCGAAUUACAGAGACAAUUCUGAUCCAAAAGCUCCACCAAAUUAUAGAUCCUAUGAUUGGUAGAGUUGUGAAAGAGCAAUUUGAACCAGCACAAGCAACCAUUUCAUCUAUCAUGAAGGGGAAUGAGAUACAUCCGUCUGUUGAGUCAAUAAUCUUACAACUACAUUUCUUAAUCCAACCCUCUUCUACAGUACAUACUGGGAAAAAAAUUGAAGGAGAAGGGGAUGCGUCCAUCGAAGUAGCUUUAAUUGAUGGUUCUACCAGGGAAACUGUUAAAUGUGGUCCUGAAUCCUCUGCAAAGGUGGAAAUAGUUGUUCUUGAAGGAGAUUGUAAUGAUGUUGAAGGACAUGAUUGGACAACUGAAGAGUUUAACCAAAAGAUUGUUAGAGAAAGAGAAGGAAUAAAAGGGAAAAUCCCCUGUCUUACUGGAGAUGCAUAUUUGAACUUGAAAGAAGGCGUUGGGACCGUAGACAAGAUUAAGUUUACACAUAAUUCAAAGUGGAUGAAGAAUGGUGACUUCAGGCUUGGGGCAAGAGUGGUACUGGAUAAUUUCAGUGGUAUUAAAGUAAGAGAAGCAAUAUCAAAACCGUUCAAACUCAAGGAUCGCCGCGGCGCACUGUACGGGAAGCACGAUACUCCAUCCCUUUUUGAUGAAGUGUGGAGAUUAAAGAAUAUUGUCAAAAAUAGCCCUUUGCAUAACUGUUUAAGCAAGGAAAACAUUACCACAGUGAAGGAUUUUCUGACUUUGUACUUUACAAACCCUCAAAGGCUCCAUGAGAUCCUUGGUGCAGGGACUAAGAUGGUGGAGAUUAUGAUAAAUCAUGCUCAAACUUGUAUACUUGACAAAACGGUGUACUUGUACCGUCCCAGUUCACAACAGAAAAAUGGGGUGGUUUUUAAUGUUGUGGGACAACUGAUAGGGCUACUCUUGGAAGGCCAGUGUGUUCCUAGUGAUAGGCUUUCAAAAACCCAAAAGGCUGAUGCCCAAAACUUGGUUGAUUCUGCAUUUGAACACCGGGAGGAUUUUUUUAUUGAAAAGAAACACCAGGAGGAUUUUGUCUCCUACGACGAUAUAACUUCUCUCAUGGAUUCUUGUUCUGAAACUUGCCCCACAAACUUACCCAGACUGGAGACUUGUCAUUACUCUGGGACUUGUCACAUAUUCAAUGGAAACGACAAUACACAACCAAGUACCUCUUCUCCGGUUAACUUGUCACAUAUUGCCGGCAUGGAUUCUAUAGUUGAGCAGAGUGAUCCAGGAGAAGUACCCAACUCUCCAGACUUCGAUCCAUUAUCCAUCAUUCAAGAUUUUGAUGAGGGUUUGUUGUUUCUCAAUAAUGAUCAUAACCCUCAACCUGAGAACUCACCCAGACUGGAGAAUCUUUGUGGCCAUAACUCUGGGACUUGUCACAUAUUCAAUGGAAACGACGCUACGCAGCCAAGUACCUCUUCUCCGGUUAACUUUUCAAAAUUCCGUUCUAUUGGAGAAAUGGUUAUGGUUGAUGGAGGCUUCCUCACUAUUGCCGGCAUGGAUUUUAUAGUUGAGCAGAGUGAUCCAGGAGAAGUCCCCAACUCUCCAGACUUUGAUCCAUUAUCCAUGAUUCAAGAUUUUGAUGAGGGUUCGUUGUUUCUCAACAAUGAUCAUAACCCUCAACCUGAGAACCUGGCUGUGGAAUUACCUGCUGCUGAACAAAGUGCUACAGCUGUUGAUCUGGUCGAAAUAAGAUGGGUAAAGCUGUUCAGCGUGCUGCAAUGUGUCGUCAAAAUCAGAAGCAUUGUUAGAAGCAGUCAUGUCCGGAAAAAGCAGAGAUGCUGUUGAGGGGCUGUGAAGAAACUGAUGCCUGCAACUUCAGUUUCAUAUAUAGUACUUGUAGGUGCUGCCCGAUGAAGAUUGUGCGCAGAUGUACAGCAAGACGAGCUGGCUUAUCUUUUAGAUUCAUAUACAGCAGGUAGUUUAUAAAUAGCAUACACAGCCUCGCUGGUCAUAAUAGAUCACAAAACACACUUUCUUUUUUAGGAGUAAAUUGUAUGUUAGUGUUUUUACACAGGGAGUUCCUGAUGCAACAGUUAAGUUUAAAAUGACACUGUUGCGUCAGGAACUCCAGUGUAAAAAAGAUGAAAAAGUGAGGUCAUGAAACUGUUAAAAGAGGGCAUCCGGAGAACCUACAUUUUUCUGAGCAUAUUCUAAUGAAGUAUUGUAUGAUUUUUAUUUAUA